Messenger RNA from Aethina tumida (small hive beetle), 1423 nucleotides. Its product is annotated as probable inactive tRNA-specific adenosine deaminase-like protein 3. Lineage: Eukaryota; Metazoa; Arthropoda; Insecta; Coleoptera; Nitidulidae. Gene Ontology annotation, molecular function: tRNA-specific adenosine-34 deaminase activity. The record is from RefSeq and is a predicted model, not a curated record. The coding region runs from base 387 to 1403 and encodes 338 amino acids. The transcript has 2 exons. Gene Ontology annotation, cellular component: nucleus; cytoplasm.
CAACGCCGUACAACACACAUCGGUUAACGGGCGCGAACGUUCGUCAGUUUUCACAUACAUUUACAGGUUAACACAUCACUCAAGAUGUCAAGUUUCGCUGUCCGUGACUGUCGUACGAAUGCGAGCACAAUUUCAUUUAACAUUUUUCGUAUAUCAUAUUUUUAUUGACACUUUAACUAAGGUCAACUGAUCUCAAUUGCCACGAGGACGGAACGAUCGAAUAAGUUCCGUGACGGCCAAUUGAGAGUUCCAUUGACGUCCAAUAAGAAGAUGCCCCCCAAUUGGAAAAUAAAAGAACGUUAAAUAAAACGAUGGUGUCAGUGAAUGCAAUUAGCGCACGUACGUUAAUUUAAUUACAUCUACGUUAAGUAAUUUGGUCUUUGAAAAUGAGCGCGGCGAAACGAGCGAAACUGGACGACGACGGCGACUGUCACUUUUAUCCUGUGUUACCAGACGAACUGAUCGAGGACAUACCCUUGGAGGAGGUCUAUUAUACCACUGUUGCCAAUCCAAAAGACAUAUCAAAAGCUAUUACUGAACUGAAUGCUGUUUAUCCACUGCCGGAGUUGAUGCAUUUGAAGAAAAUGCGAGGAAAAGAAAUUCUUCUGUUGCCGUGUGCAGUUGCAGAUGAAGAUCAAGUUUUAAAAGUUCUCAAAAGCAAGGGCUUCAAUGUUGCCCUAUUAGAGGACAAUAUAAGACGAACCAUGGUGGCAAAAAUUGCGCCAAAAGUGAGAAAGCAGUAUGAGGUUGUAAACAAAUUAUGGCCCUGCAACUUCCACAGUAACAAGUAUUUGGAGAAACUUAGUACGAAUACGAUGUUUAACGAAAGGGAAAUGCAGCAGCAUCGCAGCUUCAUGAAAGUUGCUGUAGAUGUGGCAAAAAUGUCCUCCAGUUUAGCUGGUGUUGUUGUGGUGGAUCCUAAAUUAAACUCGCUUGUAGCUGUCGGAUAUAGUCAAACAUCUACAGGACCCUACAAGCAUGCAGUAAUGGUGGCUGUCGAUAACGUUGCUAAAACUCAGAACGGAGGACUUUGGCAAAAUCCGCGACACAAGACGAAUGGACCAUUGGACUUACGAGGAAUUCCGGAUAAUCUUUUGAAUCGGCUACAAGAAAAGCAUCCAAAUAUUAGUUUUGGCGCAACCAAGUAUAAAUCAAAAUGUGAAGUAGAAGUACCAGCGGAUGGACCAUAUUUAUGUACAGGUUAUUAUCUGUAUUCUACAUGUGAACCAUGUGUGAUGUGUGCGAUGGCCUUAAUUCAUAGCAGAAUUAAAAGAGUGAUAUACGGUUCGCAAUCAACAAAUGGAGGUUUAGGAACAUUGUGCAAGAUUCAUACUGUGAAAGACUUGAACCAUCAUUAUGAAGUUUUUGCUGGACUACUUGAAAGGGAGUGUCAAAGCCUUUAGUAAUAUAUAAGUUAGAUAUA